Trichophyton benhamiae CBS 112371 is the source of this 3669-nucleotide messenger RNA. RefSeq lists its product as uncharacterized. Lineage: Eukaryota; Fungi; Ascomycota; Eurotiomycetes; Onygenales; Arthrodermataceae. Gene Ontology annotation, biological process: nuclear-transcribed mRNA catabolic process, nonsense-mediated decay. The record is from RefSeq and is a predicted model, not a curated record. Gene Ontology annotation, cellular component: exon-exon junction complex; cytoplasm. The coding region runs from base 1 to 3669 and encodes 1222 amino acids. Gene Ontology annotation, molecular function: protein binding; RNA binding. The transcript is spliced from 9 exons.
AUGGAGCGCGCAAGAAAGAGUACGCUGAAUCUUGACGGCGUCUCGCCGUAUCUGGCAGAUGUCUUUGAAGUUAGCAAAUCUCUAGAUUCUUCGCUGAAGAAGAACACGGCCUUUAUCAAACGACUUCGCACAGGAAUCACUGCCGCAGGCCUCCCCACAUUCAUAACCGAUGUUCGCUCGCUUUCGCUUCAUAAAUACCUCUCAGAAAUCAUAUCGGCUUUUUAUGAGGGUCUCUGCAAGCUCAAGACACCGGGAGAAAUCGCCGCUGGUGUUGAAAUUGCCAGCGCAAUCCACCAGCGUUUUGGCCCGGAUGAGUUUACCAAACGACUGGCGUGGAACUUGGGCCGCGGCCUUACCUCGCCGGAUAAGGCACAGCUCAAAGCCUGGACGCCAGAGGUCCGUGAAAGGGAAGAAAAGGAACGUCUAUCCCGGCACAGGGUUCUCCUCCGUGUCGUAACAGAGUUCUGGCUUGUUGGGCUGCUUCGGAGUUUAGACGAUGUAGAGAGACCGGAUGAUUCUAUGCCCAAGUGCAAGGACUCGGUGCCAACUUUGGGUGGGAAAGGUGCUGAUGGAAGCUCUAAGCCUCGCCAGUCUCAGUCCGCGAAACCGAACCAGGACAGGGAUGAAGAACCGUUCCCCCUUGAGGUUUUAAAGGAUUUGCUUGGCUACGAUCGAGAACACGUCAAUUUGCCCUUGGCUCUACUAUUCGCUAGAACGUAUAGCUGGGACAUAUUGGGAAUUAAGACACUCGAGGAGGGAAGAAAGACGGUAGAGACAAAUGGAACCACUACAGAUACCUCCAAGGAAGCACAGGGUGGUACAUCCGGGGAUGAAGCCGGUACAAACACAGCUCAGCUUGAUGACCCUCCUCUCGUACCCGAGAAGCUCCAAACGCGGUUUAAAAAUGUGUUAAACAGAUACCUUGAAGAUGUGAAGAAGCAUGUUAGUCGGGACCAAAAGGCUCUUGCAAACCAGAGUCGCCGAAAUGCAGAGGCAUACGUGAAAAGCGGCGAGAUCCUCGAGGAUCGGCAAUCUAAUUUCGAGAAACAGACAAAGGCACACGAGAAAUUGGUGUCCAAUACCCAAUCACUAUGUGAGAUUUUGGGCGUUGAAAUGCCUGACUUGGCUGAAAAAGAUGCGUCUGAUGGCACAAUGAGUGGCAGCAUAGGCCUUGUAAAGACUGGCGAAUACCUUCGUGGUCAAGGUGAAGGGGCUGGUAUCUGGGAAGAUGAGGAAGAGAGACGCUUCUACGAGAAUCUAGCAGAUUUCAAGGGAAAAGUCCCCGCUGUGCUCUUGGAAGACGGAAAGAAGAAGAAAGCAGACGGAGAUGACCAGCCUAAAAUGAAACCUGAUUCGGAAGGACAAAAUGGAACUGCAGCCCCUGAAGGCACCAGCAAGCCAGAUUCACAAGCAGGUGAUUCCAGUGCGCGGGAACCAGAAGAGUCCGGUACCACUAUUGUCAACAAGUCAGUUGGAGCUCAAGUCGAUGCUCUGCUUUCUAAGCUUCCUGAGCUGGCCAACAAGGAAGCUGUUGAUCAAUUAGCUCUGGAUUUUUGUUUCUUGAACUCGAAGGCCUCUCGAAACCGACUUGUCAAAGCUGUUCAAGAAGUGCCGAAGGGCCGUUCCGAUCUCUUACCUCUCUAUGCUCGCCUUGUUGCUACUCUAGGCCAGUAUCUUCCCGAUGUUCCUCAGGGCCUAAUCACGUAUCUGGACGACGAAUUCCGCAGCCUUCAACGCCGCAAGCAAAAAGAAUUCCUGGGUCAAGUUCGUACAAGCAACAUCAGAUACCUGGCUGAGCUCACUAAAUUCGGCGUCGUUCCUGAACACGUUAUAUUUCAUUGCUUCAAAGUCAGCCUGGACGAAUUUUCCCGAAAUUUGUUGGAAAACUGCGGUCGGUAUCUCCUCAGAAACCCCGAGACAGCUCCCCGAAUGGCAUCGUUCUUAGAAACACUUGGACGAAAGAAAUCUGCCCAGCACCUUGGACAACAGGAACGAAUGAUUAUUGAAAAUGCCAUGUACUACGUCGAUCCUCCACCGCGACCAGCCAUUCAGCAAAAGGAGCGUACACCAAUGGAGCUGUAUAUUCGAAAGCUGAUAUAUCUGGAUAUGAACAAGCGGAACUACACUAAGAUUUUAAAGGCUAUUCGCAAGUUACACUGGGAGGAACCCGAGGUUGUCAACAUCCUCGAGCGUAUAUUCAGCAAACCAGGAAAAAUUAAGUACGGAAAUAUUCAUCUACUUGCAAUUAUCAUCAGCGCACUAUAUCGCUACCACCAGUCUUUUGUGAUUGGCGUUAUCGACAAUGUCCUUGAGAGAAUCACCGUCGGUCUAGAGAACAAUGAUUUCAAAUUCAAUCAGUCACGGAUUUCAGAGGUCAAGUAUUUGGGAGAACUCUAUAAUUACAAGAUGGUUGACUCACCAGUGAUCUUCGAUACCCUCUACCGUAUUGUUACUUAUGGACACGAGGGUGGAACACCAUCUCCGGGAAAAAUAAACCCCCUUGAUAUGCCAGAUGAUUAUUUCCGUAUUCGUCUGGUGUGCACCAUACUAGAUACCUGCGGUGUUUGUUUCGACCGAGGAAGUGCGAAGAAGAAACUUGACUUUUUCUUAACAUUUUUCCAGUACUAUCUACAUACCAAGGAUCCUAUACCUAUGGAUGUUGAUUUUGUCAUCCAAGACACAUUUGCCUUGACUCGACCACAGUGGAAGUUCGCUGCUGACUUUACAGAAGCUACCAAACUGUUUGCGGAGGCGGUUGCACAGAACUACCAAGUGCAAGAGACUGACAAAGCUCCAGAACCAGAGGAUGAGGCAGAGAGCUCAUCAUCUGAUGAAGAUAUUGAAGAUGACGCGGCUCCUGAUAUCGAAGAGGUCUCUACUGACGAGGCAGAGGUUACCGCUAAUGAGCCAGAUGAUGAAAAUGAAUCCGAGUCAGAAGAAGAGCAGAUAUUUGUAUCUCGUCAAGAGGAAGAGCGUGAUCCUGAAGCUGAAGCUGAAUUUGACAGAGCCUUCGAGAAGAUGGUAUCUGAAAGUGUAGAAUCCCGAAAAUUCGAGCGCAAAACGAUGUUCGACGUCCCCCUGCCCAUGAGACGUGCAAAUCCCCGCGAACCUGCUCCAGUUGAAGAGACCAAAGAACCAUCCCCUACGCCUUCCAGCACGAUGCCCUUCUCCCUCAUGACCAAGCGUGGAAACCGCCAGCAGACACGCACUAUCGACCUCCCUUCGGACUCCAGUUUUGCAGUUGCAAUGAAGACCCAGCAACAAGCAGAGCGCGAGGAGCAACAACGAAUAAAAAAUCUGGUUCUCAAUUAUGAUCUUGGUGACGACAAUGAUAGCAAUGAUGGUGAUAGCAACAGUUCCCCAACCCACCACUUUAUUCUACGACCAAACACCAAUGCUAAAGGCUCACUCAAAGGUUCCGACAAGCGAACGUCAUCGCACCGCGAUUCAAGAAAUGAUAAAUCAGCCCGGAGUGGAUUCCGUGCUCUGAUUUAUAACCAUGGCACCAAUUGCACUAAGAAAAUCAAAACUCCCAUACCUCCAAUCAAAAAAGAAAAGGAGCCAAAUAUACGGCAGUCGAAAUUUUUUGGAUAUCAAAGUGCUAAUUUACUUGCUGUGCGUUUGGCCUUGAAUGGCCUUGCGCUCAAUAAAUUUGUCUUUAGGACUUGA